AUGCAGUCUCGUCCUGGCAGUGGAAGGGCAUCCCGAACUGUGGCGCUGCGCUUGAAGGACUCCAUCCCUUCGUCUCUGCAGUUUCUGGGCUUCAUGGUCUGCGUAUUCUAUGGGGGUCAGCCCUGGACUUGUUUCCGGUGCGGACUCUCGGGCCAGCAGGCUGCGGGAUGUGAUGCGAGCCGGGUCGGGCCUGUGAACCUCUUCAGGGAGGAGGACUUUCCCCCGUUGGCGGUCCCGGACCUGUCGGAAGAUGCUGCUGUGAUAAGUGAUACUUCCCAGUCGUCUGGUGCCCCGUUGUCGAUCUCUGAUGCCGGCCUCGAUGUGGCUGUGGGUGUCGGAGUGGAAGGUAGUGCAUCCCCGGCUUCCGGACCUCAGCCUCCCCUGCCUGCCUCGUCUCCAGUCGAGUCUCCAGUUGUGUCUCCUGUGGUGUGUGGUCUCGUGACUCAGGACGUCGAGGCUGCGCCUCGGCCUGUACUGUCUCCGGCAGCUGUGUCUUCGGCCUGUGUCGACGUACACACUGUGAUGUCUUCUGUGGUGUGUGGUCCUGUUCCCCGGGUUGUUGAGGCUGCGAUGUUGAGUGAUCGUGCACUGCGGGGAGUUGCGCGACCAAUCGGCGGCUCUGCUAUGGUGCCUCCUGGCGGGGGUUAUAGUUCCGACGAUCUGCGACCUGUGUCCAAGCGUUCGCGGCGGGCUUUAAGUCUGUCUCCGCCUCCUGGUGUAGCCUGGGCCGACGUCAGGGAUUUUGAGGACUCCGGAAGUUCGUCUUCUGUGGAUGGUGAUGUGUGCGACGCUGUUGGAGUGCCUGCGGCUCCUGUGGGCCGUGUUGCAGCGGUGAUGGGUCCUGUGGUGGGACUGUCGCUUGGCCCUGGUCCGGUGUCUUCUCCGGCUGCCUCUGCGUCACCGGUUGCUUGUUCCCCGAGUUGGGUGGUUGUGGCACCGGCCGAGAUUGCGGGAGAGGGAGGGGACUUGGUGCUGGUUCUUAAGAAUGCUUCUGUUCCGGCGGCCUCUGUGCCUCUGGCGUCUAUGUCUGUGCCUUCCACGCAUCUGCCCUCUGCUCAGCUGUUCUUUGUUACUCCGCCCCCUGUGGUGUCGGCCCCUGCACCAUCGCCCUCUGUGAUUGCGUCCCCUGCGACUCUGCCCGCUAUGUUGCCGGCCUGUGCCCGGCUGACUCCUGUGCUUCAGUCCCGUGUGGUUCCACCGUCUGUACCAAAGCCCCCUGUGCGGCCUCUUCCCGUCCUUCCACCCCCGUGGUGGAGGGCGCCGAGCUGGAUGUUUCUGACUUCAUGCAUCGACCGCGAGGAUCUCGUAGUCACGUUAACGCGUCUGCGGAAUUGUGGGCUCAGUAGGAUGCCUACAGGAAGAAGUACCCGCAUCGUUUCUAUCCGGAUAAAUAUGAAGAUGAUUAACUGUGUAUGUGGUUCUUGCUUUGUGUUGCUAUAUUUAUUUAUUUAUUUGUUUUGA
Procambarus clarkii (red swamp crayfish) is the source of this 1461-nucleotide messenger RNA. The record is from RefSeq and is a predicted model, not a curated record. Lineage: Eukaryota; Metazoa; Arthropoda; Malacostraca; Decapoda; Cambaridae.